GUCCACAGAGUCUGGUCAUCCCCUGUACUGUCCUCAGUCUCUGGUCAUCUCCUGUACUGUGUCCGCAGUCUCUGGUCAUCCCCUGUACUGUCCGCAGUCUCUGGUUAUCCCCUGUACUGUCCGCAGUCUCUGGUCCAUCUCCUGUACUAUGUCCGCAGUCUCUGGUCAUCUCCUGUACUGUGUACGCAGUCUCUGGUCAUCUCCUGUACUAUGACCGCAGUCUCUGGUCAUCUCCUGUACUGUGUCCGCAGUGUCUGGUCAUCUCCUGUACUAUGUCUGCAGUAUCUGGCCAUCUCCUGUAGUAUGUCCGCAGUCUCUGGUCCAUCUCCUGUACUGUGUCCGCAGUCUCUGAUCAUCUCCUGUACUAUGUCCGCAGUCUCUGGUCCUUCUCCUGUACUGUGUCCGCAGUCUCUGGUCCUUCUCCUGUACUGUGUCCGCAGUCUCUGGUCAUCUCUUGUACUGUCUGCAGUCUCUGGUCAUCUCCUGUACUGUGUCCGCAGUCUCUGGUCAUCUCCUGUACUAUUCCGCAGUCUCUGGUCCUUCUCCUGUACUGUCUGCAGUCUCUGGUAAUCUCUUGUACUGUGUCCGCAGUCUUUGGUCAUCUCCUG
Messenger RNA from Staurois parvus, 608 nucleotides. NCBI's taxonomy places the organism in Eukaryota, Metazoa, Chordata, Amphibia, Anura, Ranidae. The record is from the annotation of a GenBank genome assembly.